UCCUUAUGUCGUUGCCUGGAAACGUGGCAUUGCGAUAUUAACAGCUGGUUCUGUUAAAGUUACCCCUGAUCCACGUGUACGUUUAGUCAACGGUUUUAAUCUGCAAAUACGUGAUGCUGUGCCACAGGAUGCGGGUGAUUAUAUUUGUCAAAUAGCAACAAUGGAACCACGUGAAAUUACUCAUACCGUAGAAAUAUUAGUGCCACCAAGGAUUCAUCAUAUAAGUACCAGCGGUCAUUUGCAAGUUAAAAAAGGUUCAUCAGUACGUAUUGAGUGUUCAGCCUCUGGUAAUCCAACGCCAAAUGUUACAUGGAGUCGUAAAAAUAAUAUUUUACCCAAUGGCGAGGAGAAACUACAUUCCCAUAUAUUGUCAAUUGAAAAUGUGGAUCGUCACAAGGGUGGCGUUUAUAUAUGUACCGCCAAUAAUGGUGUUGGCCAACCCGCCUCUAGUCAAGUGGUUUUACAUGUUUUAUAUCCUCCUGAAAUCACUGUGGAACGUCCUGUUGUAUUUUCCGGGGAGGGUCAUGAGGCCAUGCUGGUGUGUAUAGUUCAUGGCGAAACACAACCUGAGGUUAUAUGGUUUAAGGAUACCAUGCAAUUGGAUACCACCGAACGUCAUAUUAUGGAAAAUCGUGGCUCACGUCACACGUUGAUUAUACGAAAAGUGCAUCCACAAGAUUUUGGUAAUUAUUCGUGUGUGGCUGAAAAUCAGCUUGGCAAGUCACGUAAAACUUUACAGUUGAGCGGUAAACCCAACGUAGCUGUUUUCAAUUCACCGCCAAUCAGUCAGUAUAAGGACAGAUACAAUAUUUCUUGGACUGUGGAAUCUCAUACACCCAUUGAAGAAUACAAAUUAUCCUUCCGAAGGUUGCAACAAGGACAAGAGGUCGAUAACUCUAUUGAUUCGCAUUCAUCCUCAUCUUCAUCUAUGUUGCAAAUGUACGGUGGCAGCAUGGAUAGUGGCAGUAUGCUGGGUGUCAAUGCGCACAAUUAUCGUCUAGGUGGUAUUAACAACAUGAAAAGCAUGAGCGGCAGUGGCGGUUAUGGUAGCUAUGGUGCCGGUAAUGUUAUACAUUGGGGUCUUAACAGUUGGCGUGAUGUUGUCUUACCCGCCAUACCCACAUCACAUCAUUACACACAAGGCAUGAGCUAUAUGAUACGCGGUUUAGAUCCAGAUCAACAUUACGAAGCUACAGUUCAAGCGAGGAAUCGUUACGGCUGGAGUGAUUACUCUCAGAGUUUUGUAUUUUCAACGUCAUCGAAUGAUAAUGAAAUGCGUGAUUUAAGUGUAACAUUUUAUGGCAGCAAAUCUUCACAUAUACAAACCUUGAAUUCUUUACUACUAAUUGCAGUAGCUGCUUGUUUAUGUUAUGAAGUGUUCUUUAAAGACCCAGCGGUUGCUGCAUCGAGUAGCAACAAUUCCACUUGUAUGCAAGACGACAUAGAAGUGGCAAAGGAGUGCACAGAUCCACAAACACAAGAGGUCAGGGAGGGAGUGAGAGUGACAAUGUCAUCAUGA
Messenger RNA from Calliphora vicina (urban bluebottle blowfly), 1519 nucleotides. RefSeq names its product basement membrane-specific heparan sulfate proteoglycan core protein. The record is from RefSeq and is a predicted model, not a curated record. Bases 161 to 1519 code for a protein of 452 amino acids. Gene Ontology annotation, biological process: synapse organization; homophilic cell-cell adhesion. Gene Ontology annotation, molecular function: axon guidance receptor activity; protein binding. The transcript has 9 exons. Gene Ontology annotation, cellular component: axon; neuronal cell body; plasma membrane. Lineage: Eukaryota; Metazoa; Arthropoda; Insecta; Diptera; Calliphoridae.